AUGAAACUCAUCUUCUCUACAGAUCGUGUUCGCUUUGCUACUAUUACCAACCCCGAUGGACAAGUCCUCUACAAAAUCACCACUUCUGGAUCGCCCUUCAACUUCAUAAAGUCUCGCACGACCACAAUCUGGAAAACAAUCCCUAACUCUUCGAGUCCUAUAUACCACGAGCAUCUCGGUGAUGGAGCGCCCGGACAACUGAUUUCAAACGACUCGUAUACAGAGGGAGAUGGCGUGAGAGAAGGAGAGGGACUGAGCGAAGUGGACAUGCAAGAUCAUUUCACACGAGUCGCUGAGAUCGAGUGGCACACUUUGAGCUCUUCGCGCAUUCGCUGGCACGGUGUUAUCAAUGGACUUGGUGUAGGGGAGGUUCAAACGAGCGAAUUCAUCCCCCCUAAAGGGCUGCUACGAGUGCAACGCGUCUUUACAGGCGUUGAUGAAAGACCAUACCGAUGGGAGCUGGGCGCGUGGGUGUGUAGCCUUUACCUCGACGAUCAACCUUCCAAGCUACCGAUCGCCAAGUAUCACCGUAGCAGUCUCGGGCUUCUACCUGGAACAAAAGCGCAUCAAGGUUACCUGGAGGUUCAUCCCAGACCGGUUUUAUCGGGUGAUCUGACAGGCAGCCAUCCAGGGUCGAGUGAUGAUAUUGAUAUCAACUCAUACACAGAUUAUGAGCUUGAGAGUCAUUUGGAUGACGCAGAUCGCACGCGACUGGAUCAGGGGAUGCUUGACCUGAUAGUUGUCACAUUCAUUUACUGUGAGAAACUGAGGCGAGAUCAGGAGCAAGCAAACGAAAAAGAUUUUAGGUGGACUUGGUAG
Serpula lacrymans var. lacrymans S7.9 is the source of this 819-nucleotide messenger RNA. RefSeq lists its product as uncharacterized. Bases 1 to 819 code for a protein of 272 amino acids. The record is from RefSeq and is a predicted model, not a curated record. The transcript is spliced from 3 exons. Lineage: Eukaryota; Fungi; Basidiomycota; Agaricomycetes; Boletales; Serpulaceae.